Molecule: messenger RNA, 4640 nt
Organism: Astrephomene gubernaculifera
Lineage: Eukaryota; Viridiplantae; Chlorophyta; Chlorophyceae; Chlamydomonadales; Astrephomenaceae
Source: the annotation of a GenBank genome assembly
GCACAGGUUCCCCUUCUCUCUUAGCCAAAUAGUCCCAAAUAUUGAUGGAUUACACAUUUUAGCUUUAUGCCAGGGGUCCCUUAGAGUUUGUGUUACGCUGUCGCGCCUUGGCACAUUUACUUAUCAGUGACACCCAAAUCCGAUUUACAGGUUGGACUCCCUAAACAUUUGAAAGUAUGCAAAUGGAGGAAUAACCACUAGUCCGCUAACGAUACACGGGGCUUCUUUAAAAGGUUGUCGGUUGGAGCGACGACGGGAUGGACGGCGCGAGCCCCCGACUCAGCCAUGCACUAUUAAGCUUGCAUCAUGCACAAAGUAUGUCGCCUAUGGCGUCGCCAAGGAUAGGCAUGUCACCGCGAACCCAGGCAAAGACGAUGGAGAAGCCGCUGGAUUUGGUCCAACAGCACAUGCAACGCUUUGAGGAGUGCCUUCAAGAGCCUGACCUUCCCAGUGUUCAUGCUACAAGGCAAAAGAAUGCAAGGAACGCGGGCGAAGCCUACAGUCCUAUGUCGAAGGGCUCAACGGACGCCCAUGCCAAUCAGGCCUUCACGCCCGGCUCAACCGAGCGGCGAUCAGGCGCGGUGGAGGGCGCCUCCCCCCACGGCGCCCUGCCGCCCCCCGUGCGCCCCGAGCUGCUGGAGGCUCGGGCCUGCAAGUCGCUGACACUUGGGGAAUACAUGGCGAAGCUGGAUCGUGCCUUCCGCCGCGCCAAAGCCGCCAGCAGCACCCCACACAACAACCGCAACAACUCCUCCGACCCCCUCAGCGUGGACAGUGGCGCCGGCGGCGGCGGCGAGCGCAAGCUGAACCGCCCCAACGCGCCCGCCUUCACCAGUGACAUUGCGGAGCUGCGGGGCAGCAGACGGCUGCGGCAGUACAUUCGGCGCCGGAAGCGGAAGGGCGUGACACCGCUGGACCUCCUCACCGACAUUGCGGAGGGCCAGGAGCUGCUGCGGCGCUACCAAGAGCACCAGCAGCACAGCCGCCUGGCAGCAGCGGGCAGCGUUGAGGCCGAUGAAGAGCUGCUAGACCACUCAGUGGACAGCAGCAUCAUCCUGGCAGCAGCAGCCUCAGCAGCCGCUGCGGCGGCGGCGGCAGCCGUCAACGCCGUGGUCGACUCCGCAGCCGUUGCCGCCGCCGCUCCCGGCGGCUCGUCAGCGGCUUCCGCGACCGCUAAUAAUCCCUUGCAGGGCACUACUGCGAGCCUGUUGUCGGGCUUUGGGUUUCCGGAGAAUCUGCUGACUACGGGGUUUGAGCCCGCAUUGCCCACGCCGAGUGGCAGCGCCUCUGCCUCCGAGGCGGGGGAUGGAGGGCAGCAGCAGCCGCGCUAUCGAGCGCUUCCGUACACGCCACGGCUGGGGCCCCUGUCAGCGCUGCGCACAGCUGACAUGAAAGCUGCGGAGUUCAGGAAGACUGAGAGGUUGAUAAAGGCGCGCCGGAAAGCCAAGGAGCAACAGCAACAACAGCAGCAGCAGCAGCUGAUGAUGAUGGAUGACGGCAGCAUCGUCAGCAGGCCAUGCACGCCUAUUUCGGAGCAGCAGCAGCAGCAGCAGCCAAACCUCAAGACAGAUGCAAAUAGCAGUAAUGGCCAUAACACCAAUCCAGCGGCAGCAGGAGCAGCAACAGCAACAGCAGCAGGUGCUAAGCGGGUUUUGCAGUGGCCAGUGGGGCCCGGUGGCAGCAGCAGCAGCGUCGGCAGCACCCGCAGCCUCCGCGGGGCCACUGCAAGCGGCGCCACCGCCACCGCCGCCGCCAGCCUCGCCAACGGCGCCGGCGCCGGCAGCAGCAGCCGCAACCUCGCAUCACAGGCCGCAGGCGGCUGGCGGCGAGACGCCUCCGCCGCCUCUAGCAGCCCCACACGGCCCUCCUGGACUCGGUCACGGUCUUGGACCACCACCGCCGCCGCUGACCCCUCUGUCACCUCCGUCACCUCCGCCGCCGCCGCCGCCGCCGCUGCUGGCGGAGGCGACAGCGCCAACUCCACCCCUCGUACGGAGAUAACCCACUCCCACCCGCUCUACACCACCAGCAGCAGAUCCCUGGCGGCGAUUCCAGAGCGCAUGUCGCCACAGCGCUUCCGAACAACCGCCGCCGCCGCCGCUGCUGCCGCUGCGUCGGCGUCAGCGUCGGUGAAGUUCCCCGCGGAGGAGGUGCUGACUGCUCAGGGCAGUCUGGGCAGCGGCCGCUCGCCCCGGACGGCCUCCCCCGCGCAGCAACCGGGGCUUCGGCGGCGGGCGACGAUUGCGGAUGCGGUUGUGGGUUUGCCCGCCGUUCGUCGGCAGCAACAGCAAAUGGGAUGCGCUGCCGUCGGCGGCGGCAACCGCGGUGAGGGCGAUUACGCGGCGUCAGUGGCGGCGUCUGACGUGUCAUCCAUUCGGUCGAGCAGGUCGGGACGGUCGCUCGUGGCGGACUGGGCGGCGGCGGCGGUGGCGGCGGCGAACGCCGCCGCCGCGGCGGAGGACCCUGACUUUGUGGAUCGCUCGCCGUUGGUCGACGUGUCCGCCAGCGGGGAUGCAGCGGACGUCGCCCUGAUGAGGAGCAGGUACAGCCCGAGCCCUGCGCCGUCGUCAUCGUCCGCCGUCUUCCACCUUGCGUCAAGCAGGAGCUCCCCGAGGGUUGCCGUACAAACGGCGGCGGCGGCACAUGCCGCCGGAGGCGAUGACUCAGCCUCCGCUCCGCUGGUGCCCACGACACCGGUGCUGGGACAUGGUGCCAACAACACCACCUCAGCCGCGUUGCUACCGCCGCCGCCGCCUGGCUCAAUGCCCCGCAGCAGCAGCACUACGGCGUCUCCGCUGAUGCUCCUUACAGAGGCCGAGCUGGCGGCAGCACGUGCCCGGGCGCCCGUGUUACCGCCGAACGCAACAGCUGUUUCGUCCUCGCCGGCGUUGUUCCCAGCAGCAGCAGCAGCAGCAGCAGUGGCCUUCCGGGAGAAGAAGUCAGGACAGGACAAUUUUGGUAUCGAGGCAGACCCCGCCUCUGUUCCCUUCUCUCCUCCACUGGACGGCUCGUCUUUCCCAUCGCCGUCCCCGUCUCCUAGAGCAACCGCCAGCCUGCCGCCCCGGCCCCCGGCGUCACCGCGGGCCGCGGGCGACGGCGGUCCGCAGGCAGGACAAAAUGCAGGCCUGGGUCGGCCGCCUCGCCGUAACAUGUACGGCAGCGGCUACGGCAGCAGCAAUUCGUACAGCGGUGGUAGCAUCAGCAGUAGCGCUAGCAGUAGCUCCCUUGUCAGCAUCCAAGCCAGCGGCAAUAGCAGCAGCAGCGGCUGUAGCGUCGUCACGAGCAAUAGCAGCUGCGGAAGCAUUAGUGCUUGCAACAGCAUUAGCGGAGGCAGCAGCAGUAGCAGCUUGUACAGCAGCGGCUGUAGCAGCGGCCGUAGUGCUGUUAGCAGCAGCAACAGCCUCGUCAGCAGCAACAGCACUUACAGCGGCAUCGGUCGUCGGAUUAAGGUUUCAGAGCCGCCUUCCGAAGCCCCUGCCGCUAAACCCGGCGCAGGCCUAGCUGACCUGGCUGCUGCUACCGCCGCUGCGAUGACGGCGACACCGCCACCCAUUGGCCAUCCGAGUCCCCUUCGCCGUGCGAUCAGUGAGAGGCUAAGAAUGGCUGCAAACGCGGCUGCUGUGAAGAACGCAAAGCAGCAGCAACAGCAGCAGCUCCAACAGCAGGGACAAGGAGGAUUGCAGCCGCAAGAAACGCUGCUACAACGGCAGCACCGGCACAUCCUCUCAUUGCAGCCUGCCCUGUCAUCACUGUCACUGGCUUCCCCGGACGCCUCCACUGCAGCAGCAUCCGGGCCGUACGGCGGUGGAGAUGCUCGUGUGGAUGUCGUAAUUGUACGGGGACGUAGCGGAGGCGGUUCGUACAGCGGCAGCUGCAACAACAGCGGUACGGGCACGGUUGGGGCAGCUGAGAAGGCUCGCCUGAUUAGGAGGCGGACAGCUGGGGAUGUGCUGGUUGGGGCGCGAAAGGCAUCGGCAGCGGUGGUGGGGGAUGCGGAUUUGAUUGGCUUUGACGGAAGCGAGGGGCCUUUUGUGCUUGGGCGGACAGCGGGAAGAGCAGCGGUGGGGUUGGUGCCUGCUGAGAACCGCGUGACUAGCGUAUGGGAAUACUGAGGAGGAAGAAGAACGAGUGGUAUCAAUCGCGAAGUCCGGCAUGUUGAGUAGUAGGUGGGUGUGCGCCGGGUUUGAGUGCUGGGGCAACGUGUGUGUGUGGGCGCAUGUGUUGGCUGUGUACUGGUAUGCAUGGGGAACUUGAGGGUUUGUGUUGCUGGACAUACCGCCGUACACUUGCACGUACUUUAGCAUGCGUACCCUGGGCGUACGCCAUAUAUAAAACGACGGUGUAUAUACGAACACGAGGACAUGCAAGUGCACCCAUUAGUACUAAUAUGUACUAUAUAGCCCUUGGCGCUGAGGUGUGGGAGUAAGGUAUAAUGGUGGCUUCUCCUUAUAACAUGAUGUGACACGUUCCAGUCACUGCGCAAGUGUUGACGAUUGCUGCCUACACGCUGGGUAAUGUCGGGCUGACGUGAACGGGCGCUAGUGCUAACAUCAAGGUCAGCCAGAUGGCUGUGUUUUGUAGCAUAUCCAGAUUAUCCACAUGUGCUUGCAAGAUCAUGUAAUGAUAGCAGAUCAGUGCAG